Brassica napus (rape) is the source of this 700-nucleotide messenger RNA. Its product is annotated as polyadenylate-binding protein 7. The transcript is spliced from 2 exons. Gene Ontology annotation, cellular component: cytosol; nucleus; ribonucleoprotein complex. The coding region runs from base 34 to 336 and encodes 100 amino acids. Gene Ontology annotation, molecular function: poly(A) binding; mRNA 3'-UTR binding; poly(U) RNA binding. NCBI's taxonomy places the organism in Eukaryota, Viridiplantae, Streptophyta, Magnoliopsida, Brassicales, Brassicaceae. The record is from RefSeq and is a predicted model, not a curated record.
UACUAUGAAGGUAUUGAACAUAGCUAGCUAAAGAUGAGCAACCAGGAUCGUCACGGAUCUUCUCCUCCAAGCAAGUUCACGAGUUUGUAUUUAGAAAAUCUCGAUCCACAAGUCUCUGAUGAGGCGUUGAUUCAGAUGUUCUCGGGUUUCGGAAAGAUUAUAAGAUCGAUUCGAGCAAAGGAUUUCAGAGGAGAGUCGCGAGGAUUUGCUUUCAUUGAGUUUGAAAGCAGUGAUAGCGCUGAACAAGCCUUUGAACACAUGAACGGAAGGUUAAUAGGUCAGAAGAUUCUAUGCGUUGAGAGGACGCCGAAGGUCAGCGAAGGUGAAUACAUAUAAUAAUCAUACGUGGGUUAUUGGCUAAUAGCCUAAUUAAUCUAUUGUUCUAUGAGAUAAUUAAGUUUCAAUCCAUUACUAAACUAGAAAUGGUUUAGUAACUUUAGUGACAAAGUUAUGCAAUAAUAAAUUUCUAUUAUGUUAUUGUAAAUUUUCGAUUACAAAAAGCGUGGCAUAUUUUUCUGGCUUAUGAUUUGACUAGAAUAUAGGUCUAAGAGCAACAUUAUUGGAAGUCUUUUAAGACAUCCCUUAGAAGAGGGGGAUGAAACCGAGGAAGAAAGAGAAGGGAAAAGUCCCUAAUUAAGUACUGUCCCUUAUUCUCCAACGAUCAAAAAAAAAAAAAAACAAGGAAUUCUCUUUCUCUCUU